AUGCACUCUUCCGCUAUUCUCCUCACCCUCGCCACGGCGGCGAGCGCUCACAUUGCCUCUUGGAACGCGGGCAUGUACUGCAAGAACGGCAACCAAACGGAAGUCGACGCCCCCAACACCAACCAGGCCGUCAAUCCCCUCUACAACCUCACCAAGGCCGAGUGGUGGAUGCAGGCCGACCGCGGCUGCGACCUCACCCCCCCUGCCGACGGCGAGUUCCUCGAGCUCCCCGCUGGCAAGUCCUUCAUGACCGAGCUGGCCAACAACCGCGCCUUCACGACCCUGUCCUACGACGGCUCCCUCGCCACCGACUGGCAGGACGGCAAGAACCGCUCCAUGCCCUGGAGGGGUCCCGGCAACCCCCCCGGCUGCCUUAUGGACGGUGGUGAUGGCUCUGGCGGUGAACUGCACACUCGCAGCAUCGAGUCGACUGGUGGUACCGCCUGGGCUAUUUCCUACGAGAGCGAUAUUUCCAAGGUUACUAUGGAUAACCUUGUCGUCUUCUCCGUGCGAUACUACUCUCCCUUCUUCCGCAAGACGUGGUAUGACGUCCCCGCCGAUAUGCCCGAGUGCCCCGAGGAGGGCUGCUACUGCGCGUGGCUCUGGAUCCCCGAUGGCUGUGGACAGCCCAACAUGUACAUGCAGAACCACCGCUGCAAGGUCACCGGCAGCACGUCCACCAAGAAACUCGGCACGCCCAAGGCCCCCGUUUGGUGCCGCGACGAUCCUUCCAAGUGUGUCGCCGGCCCCAAGCAGAUGAUGGUCUGGCACCAGGCCGAGGGUGACAACGUCGACCCCCCUAACAACCAAUCUCCCACCUACAACCAGCGCAUGGGCUUCAUGGAUGGUGCUCAAGACGAUAUCUUCGCCUCCGAAUGA
Molecule: messenger RNA, 879 nt
Organism: Ilyonectria robusta
Lineage: Eukaryota; Fungi; Ascomycota; Sordariomycetes; Hypocreales; Nectriaceae
Exons: 5
Coding region: 1-879 (292 amino acids)
Source: RefSeq, a predicted model, not a curated record